Messenger RNA from Racocetra persica, 1930 nucleotides. NCBI's taxonomy places the organism in Eukaryota, Fungi, Glomeromycota, Glomeromycetes, Diversisporales, Gigasporaceae. The record is from the annotation of a GenBank genome assembly.
AUGCCAGAAUACAUUGAUCCUUGGUGUUAUAUACAUGAAGAAUUAUUUUAUCCCGACGUCAAAUCUGACAUUUACAGUCUAGGACUGAUAUUUUGGGAACUUACAAGUGGGAUACUGCCAUUUUUGAAUAUUUCUAAUAAGCUUGCCAUAGGUUGGCUUGUUGCUUAUAAAGGCCUUCGAAAUGAAUCUAUCUCAGGCACACCAUCAGAUUAUAACAAGCUUUGUAAUAAAUGCUGUGUUAUUUGUCCAAAAAAUCAACCAGAGCUAGAUGAAGAGUUUUGCAUAUUUGACCAUCCUGUAUCUGAAUGGAUUCUUAACAAGGUCUCAUUCACAUCCAAUGAAGAAUUUACAAAAAUUAGAUACACAGCCAUCAAAUGCGAUCCAGACGAGUUUAUAAAUAAAAAAUAUUCAAUUCGACAAAAAAAUAAUAAUCGAGAUACUGAAAUUAUGAUUGUUAUUACAAUGUAUAAUGAAAGUGAUUCACACUUUAUUAAAACAAUGUCUUCUGUCAUCAAUAAUGUGGCCUAUCUUUGUUCAAAAAAAGAAUCAAAAUCAUGGGAAAAUGAAGGUUGGAAAAAAAUUGUUGUGUUAAUAGUGUCAGAUGGUCGUAAUAAAAUUAAUAAACAGACUCUAGAUGUCCUGAGUGUUAUGGGUUGUUAUCACAGUGGAAUUGUGCAAAAUGGUAGAAAAGUAAAAGCACAUCUUUUCGAAUAUACUACACAAUUAAUGGUUGAUGAUAAUUUUAAUGUUCAAGGGAAAGACAAUAACAUCCCACCAGUGCAAGUAAUGUUUUGUUUAAAAGAAAAAAAUGAAAAAAAAUUAAAUUCUCAUCGUUGGUCUUUCAAAGCCUUUGCGGCUCUUUUGGAACCAAAGAUUUCUUUUGAUCGUGAUCAUGAUGUUGGUGGUGCUUGUGGAGAAAUUAAAGUAGAUCUUGGCCAUAAAUGUAGAAACCUUCUCAAUCCUUUAAUCACAUCACAAAAUUUUGAAUAUAAAAUGUCUAAUAUCUUAGACAAGCCGUCAGAAUCUGUUUUUGGUUAUAUAUCUGUAUUACCAGGUGAGACUACGAAUGAUUCAGGUGCUACUAAGACUGGUAUAUUCGAAGCAAAUAUGUAUCUGGCAGAAGAUCGUAUUUUAAGUUUUGAACUCGUCAUUAAGAAAAAUAAAUCAUGGAAAUUAAAAUACAUAAAGUUAGCUAAAGCUGAAACUGAUGUCCCAGACAAUGUGCCUGAAUUUAUUUCUCAACGUCGUCGCUGGUUGAAUGGAUCUUUCUUUACCACUUUCUACUCUAUUGCCAAAUUUACUCAUAUUUGGAGAUCUGGACAGCCAUUUUAUCACAAAAUAUUAUUACAAAUUCAAUUCGUUUAUAAUGGCAUGCAAUUAAUAUUUAACUGGUUCUCAUUGUCCACUACUUCAAAUCCUACAACUGAUCCUUUCAAUGGUUAUGGAGAUAAUUUAUUUGAUGCUGCUCGAUCGUUGUAUUUAGUAAUUAUUGUAAUCAUUUUUAUUUGUUCAAUGGGUAAUCGUCCUCAAGGAACAAAAUUGAUAUACACACUCUCAGCGUCUAUAGAUUUUAAGAACCCUUUGAAAAUUCAAGAAGCUUUAAAGAAUGCAGCAUUCCGUGACAUCGUAAUUUCUGUUGCUUUAACUUACUUGCUAUACCUUUUUUCAUCCUUUAUUUAUUGUGAACCAUGGCACAUGCUUAGCAGUGAUAAUAUUAAUAGUGGAGUACAGUCAACUAAUGAUGAUAAUAAAACCAUUAAAAUUGAUAUUAUUCAAGAAGAUUAUAAAGGUGCUACAUACGACAAUAUUAUUGAUGAACUAAAAAACAAAAAGCUUGAUGAGAAACAACACCGCAAUGCUGUUAUAAAGAAAGAUGAUUAUUAUAGAUUAUUUAAAACAAAUUUUGUUCUCUCAUGGAUAUUUACAAAUG